Oncorhynchus keta (chum salmon) is the source of this 1129-nucleotide messenger RNA. RefSeq names its product mitochondrial import inner membrane translocase subunit Tim22-like. The record is from RefSeq and is a predicted model, not a curated record. Gene Ontology annotation, molecular function: transmembrane protein transporter activity. Gene Ontology annotation, cellular component: TIM22 mitochondrial import inner membrane insertion complex. NCBI's taxonomy places the organism in Eukaryota, Metazoa, Chordata, Actinopteri, Salmoniformes, Salmonidae. Bases 30 to 581 code for a protein of 183 amino acids. The transcript is spliced from 4 exons. Gene Ontology annotation, biological process: protein insertion into mitochondrial inner membrane.
CUUGAAUUUACCAGCCGCACACACUCAUCAUGGCGGCGACCGUAGGUAGUGGAAAUGCCCCUGUGUCGGACACUCAAGCCUCAACCUCGGCUGAUCGGAGCUAUGAAGGUUCAACAUUUCAGUACAGCAUGGUCCUGGAGCAUCUCAUCGGGGAGAAGAGGCCAAUUAAGGAUCUGAAUCCGACCGUUAUGGGGGGUCUUCCCAAUCCCAUGAAAACCGACGACCAGAAGAUGAUCGAACAGGGAAUGGAGAGCUGUGCUUUCAAAGCGGUGUUGGCCUGUGUUGGAGGGUUUGUUCUUGGGGGAGCGUUUGGUGUGUUCACGGCUGGUAUAGACACCAACGUGGGAUUUGACCCCAAAGACCCCAUGAGAACACCCACGGCCAGAGAGGUUCUCAAAGACAUGGGCCAGAGGGGAAUGUCCUACGCCAAAAACUUUGCUGUCAUUGGGGCAAUGUUCUCCUGCACAGAGUGCAUCAUUGAAUCGCACAGGGGGAAGUCAGACUGGAAGAACGCUGUCUACAGUGGUUGUGUUACUGGGGGAGCAAUAGGAUUUCGAGAUUGUCUCCCUUCUAUCUUAUAGCUGGGGCGAAGGCUGGCGUGCUGGGAUGUGGUGGUUUCGCUGCCUUCUCUGCUGCCAUUGAGUACUAUCUUCGGUGAAAACCAGGUCACCUUCUAUACCUUUGAACUAUUGAGGGAUCACUGUCCCUCUGGACCAGAAAUACUUUAUACCUUGUGGAGAGAGAAAAACAUCCCUGCUCUGCAGGUGGAGCAUCUUAUCAUGAGGAUUAUCUACACUUGUACAAUUCUACGUUUGACUGUAUCCUGUGCACUGUAUUUACAAUGUCAUACAGGGUUGUCCAGGCUUGUGGCCCACUUAUGCUGGCUUUGCCUAUCUAAAAAGUUAAGUCAUUGAGAUGAACCUCUAAUCAGUUGUAGUCGAGAGCUGGCUAUUCUCUCGUUUAGUUUUUGUGGGUGAAAUCAAGUCAAUGGCCGCAUUUGCGUGGUAAGGACAAAAGUCGAAGGUGUAUGGGCGACAGCAGCGCUCAGAUCAACAUGGCAGUGUUGCCAUUGUUUAAAAGGUUUUCAUUAUAAUGUAGAAAUAAACAUGUCUCCAACACCCAUAACUAA